Molecule: messenger RNA, 411 nt
Organism: Maudiozyma barnettii
Lineage: Eukaryota; Fungi; Ascomycota; Saccharomycetes; Saccharomycetales; Saccharomycetaceae
Gene: POP8
Product: ribonuclease P
Exons: 1
Coding region: 1-411 (136 amino acids)
Biological process (GO): tRNA processing; intronic box C/D snoRNA processing; nuclear-transcribed mRNA catabolic process, RNase MRP-dependent
Cellular component (GO): ribonuclease MRP complex; nucleolar ribonuclease P complex
Molecular function (GO): ribonuclease MRP activity
Source: RefSeq, a predicted model, not a curated record
AUGUCUAAAUGUAUAAAGGUGAAAGAAUGGACUUAUUUUAAGUUAUCCAUAACAACUCUGGAUAAAGAAACAGACGACGAGAAUGUAUUCGAUGAGAUGACAUGGAGACAGUGGCUAAAAAAUGCAUUGAAACGCUCGCAUGGUAUAUUUGGAGAAGGUAUUGAAUAUUAUAUUGUGAGGCAUGAUGGCAAUAUUCUAUAUAUUAAGGUAUUUUUUAAGGAUAAGGAUAUUCUUUCACAAGCAAUAGCGACUUACAUAUCCAGUGAGGAAUUGGUAGGAAGACCUCUGAUUGUGUCCAUCGUCCUCGAGGCCAAUAACAUCGACGACUUAUCAAAUAAUGCGGACGAUAUAUUAUGGCUGACAAGAUUGAAGGAGGAUACUCAAAAUGACAGUGAAUGUGCUCCGGUAUAA